Bombina bombina (fire-bellied toad) is the source of this 5005-nucleotide messenger RNA. It is a transcript of the gene NWD1, whose product is annotated as NACHT and WD repeat domain containing 1. The record is from RefSeq and is a predicted model, not a curated record. Lineage: Eukaryota; Metazoa; Chordata; Amphibia; Anura; Bombinatoridae. The transcript has 21 exons. Gene Ontology annotation, molecular function: protein binding. The coding region runs from base 1 to 4842 and encodes 1613 amino acids.
AUGGACCAAGAGACACUCCAAAAUAUACUGCGUGGGAAAGAGACUCCCCUACCACCAGAGACGUCUAAUGUUGUAAGACUGUUUAUAAGCUCCACCUUUUCAGAUAUGGUGGCGGAACGUGAUGCUAUCAUAGAGUUAGCCUACCCUGAGGUGCAGAAGUUUUGCCAGAAGAAUGGACUGGAGUUUGAGUUGGUUGACAUGCGCUGGGGAGUCAGUGAUUAUGCCACAGUGGAUCACAAGACCACAGAGCUGUGUUUGAGGGAGAUUGAACACUGUCAGAAAACAUCCAUGGGACCCUAUUUUAUGGCUCUGGUAGGGCAGAGAUAUGGCUUCAGGCCUAUUCCACGUGUCAUUUAUGAGGAAGAAUUUAACAUCCUCUAUGAAAAGGUGAAAAGGGAUGAAUCUGAUGCUGAGCUGCUGAGGAACUGGUAUUGGAAGGACCUGAACUCAGAGCCUCCCUCCUAUAUCAUGCAACCAAUCACUGUUCACCUCCCUUAUUAUGCUGAUCCCAAUCCUGCUCAUGCAGAACUCAAAGAGCGAGACUUUAAGGAAUGGAGACAAAUUGAGAAGAGGCUAGCCCAGGCCCUACGUGCAGCUGCAGAAGAGGCUUAUAUAGAAGGAAAGAUUACUCAGGAACAGAAACAUAAAUAUUUUAAAUCAGUGACAGAGGGGGAGAUUGAAUGUGGUUUCCUGACCUACUCCUCUAACAGUGACAGUGCUACUAUCUUCAUGCGUGAGGUGAUGGAUGUGGAUCUCUGUGACAAUAAAAUAUUCAACUUCUUUGAUGUUAAGGAAGAUGGAAGCCCAGACACAGAAGCUCAGGAGUAUUUGGGGAAUCUUAAGAGUAGGAUAAUUAAGGAGCACGCUGACAACGUGAAGACCCACAUGGUGGAGAUGAGCAAAGAGAGGACUAAAAGCAAAUACUUGCAGGAUCUUUGUGAUCAGUUCAUAGCUGUUGUUAACCACCAAAUACUGAAGUCUCUGCCUAAGAAAGAUGAAGAGCAAGCAGGACCAGAGUCCUGGAAGACAUGGCUGGUACAGGAGAUCACUCACCAUAUAUUCUUGUCACAUAAGAAAUCUGAAGUAUUCUGUGGGCGACAGGAGCUGCUGCACAACAUUAUAAAUCAUGUAAGAAACAGCAGUACUAAAGUGCAUCCACCAUUGGUAAUUUAUGGUGCUUCAGGGUCUGGAAAAACAGCGAUAAUGUGUAAAGCAUUUGAGAUGCUGAGACCAACUUCUGCAAACAAUGUGAUUUUAAUCUUAAGGCUUCUUGGAACAUCCCCUCAGAGUUCGGAAAUUCAUGAUGUUCUAAAAGGCCUUUGUUACCAGGUGUCUUUGGCACUGGACCUGCCUCCACCUUCUGCCCAUGUAAUGAACAUCUACAAUGAGACUGUGAGGUUUUUUCAUCAGCUUCUCACUACUGUCUCUGAAAGGAGGAAAGAAAUGUUGGUGAUAUUCCUGGACUCUCUUGACCAGCUCUCUCCAUCAGAAGGAGCCCAUCGCUUGCACUGGCUUCCCAAAGAAUGCCCAGUCAAUGUGCAUAUAAUAGUAUCCACUUUGCCACAAGAAGGUGGCAUUCUUAAAACCCUACAAGAAACAGUUACAGAUUCAGAGUCUUUCCUGGAAGUGCAGUCUCUGCCUCCAGAGCAGGGCAGUCAAAUGGUUGAGAUGCUGAUGGCUUCCGCUGGGCGUAGACUGACUCCAGCCCAAGUAGAUAUUGUCCUAAGAAGCUUCAAAUUGUGCAGCCAGCCCCUGCUCCUCAGAUUAGCAUUUGAUGAGGCCAAGAGGUGGGCGUCCUACACUCCAACUGACCAGCUAGAUAUUGCUCCCAGCACCAAAGCUGCUGUGCAUCAACUGUAUCAGCGCCUGGAACAGCUUCAUGGAAAACUAUUGGUGUCACAUUCCCUAGGCUACAUUGUAGCAUCCAGGAAUGGCCUGUCAGAGGCAGAACUGAAGGAUAUCCUCUCCAUAGACAAUGAGGUCCUCUCUAAUAUUUACCAAUACUGGGCUCCUCCCAGAGAUGAUGUCAUACGAUUUCCUUCACUCCCAUGGACCUUUUUACGAGUUGACUUGGAAGGCUACUUAGUGGAGAGGCAGGCAGAUCGUAGCACUGUUCUGGGCCUCUAUCACAGACAAUUUGUUGAAGUUGCUCAAGAAAUGUACUUGUGUGAUUCAGAGAAGCUCAAAAUACAUAGCAUAUUGGCUGAUUACUUCCUUGGAACUUGGAGUCUGGGUAUUAAGCAUCCCAUCCAAUUACCUUUCAUUAACAAGUCCUUGAAUGCAGAUAGAAAGGUGGCUCCGCAACCCCUGUGGUUCUCGGAAGACAUGCCAAAUUUGAGGAAGAUGAGUGAACUUCCUUAUCACCUUUUGAAUGCUGGACGUAUUGAGGAACUGAAGAAGGAAGUGUUAGGUAGCAUGGAAUGGAUAUCUAGCAAAACGAUAUCCUGUGGGUUUCAAACUGUACUUGAAGACUUCAAGAUGUCUGUGGAACGUAUUGGAUGCCCCCAGCUUCGGUUGGUGCAUGACACUCUCCGGCUUUUUCAACCCACCAUUAAUUUUAUUGAAGGUCGCAUUGAUCCUUGCAUUAUAUACACAGAGAUGUUGGCAAGGUUGCAUUUCUUCCACCAGUCUUGCCCAUCCCUGAUUGGUGACAUAUGCCAACAGUGCACUGCUUGGUUCGAUCAAUAUCCAAAUCCUACACUCAUGCCAACAUGCGGCUUCUUCCAGCCUCCUGGUGGACCUCUGCUUACCACCGUAACUGGAUUCAAACAAGGUGUCACUUACAUGGAACUGUCUGCUGAUUUCAACCUUCUUGUGGUGGGUUCUGAUGAUGGAACAAUGAUAGUGUGGAACAUUAAGGAUAUUGAAGUUAUCCACACCCUGAUUGGACAUUCUGCUGGGAUAUGCUGUGUUAAAGUGUUUGGCCAGGGUUUCCGUGCUGUCUCUGGCUCUCUGGAUAAUACCCUGAUGCUGUGGAACCUAGUGACUGGUAAGAGCUGGCAGCGUAUUCAUGAAGACCACUGCAGUUAUGAAAAUGCCUAUCUGCACGUGGAUGAAAAAAAUUACACUUUAUAUUCAGCUGCAGGGUCUCAGGUUUACGUUUACAAUAUACAGUCCGGAGACCUCAUUCUACGCCUGUCCCCUGGCGUUCCUAACUUCCCUCUGCAAGCUGCAGUAUUCCCUCCCCAGCAGCUUUUAGUGACAGUGACAGAGGGAGGGACAGUCCAUAUCUGGGAUGUCACGACAGGAAGCCUGCAAGGAUCACGCCAACUGCCUGGGGUGGAUGGAGAGGGAGCCAUUCCUGUCUGCAACUGCAUCAUCCGCAAACAUGGAAAGAUGAUUGUGGGGUUCAAAAAUGGUUCCUUGGCUUUGAUAUCAACAGGCGGGGGAGUUUCCACAGAGAAGAUGGUCUGUGCGCUGACAUUUGUAGUGGUGGCUGAUGAUGAGUCGCUGUUUGCAGCAGGAUUUGGUAAUCAGGUUCAGGUUUUCCGGGCUGAUUCAAACACCUUCAGAACAUUCUUAAAUUCCUGUCUGGAGCAUGAGGAUCUGGUCGAAUCUGCUGUGAUCAGCAGUGAGAAGAAUAUUAUAGUGACUGGAUCACAGGAUGAAACUAUCAGGAUCUGGAGUCUUUCUCAAAGGGGUGUCCUGCUAGACUCUUUCUAUGGGAUGGGAGUUCCAGUCACCAUGCUGAUAUUGUGUGACAACACACUUGUUUCUGCUUCCCGGAAUGCGUAUUACUUGAAGCUCUGGAAUCUGGAGUAUGAUAAGCAGCACAAAACAUUACCACCCUUCCAAGAUCGUAGUGGAUGCAUUGCUCUAUCUGAUGGCGGAAAGCGUGUGUAUUUCCCCAAGACAGGAGACAAGCAUAAAGUCAUAGUCUGGUCCUCUGAGCAAGGUCUGGUGUCUGAUAUUCUAGAAUCCUCUUCAGAAGUGACCUGUAUGGAAAUUGGAGAGAGUAAGAGGAUACUAUUGUGUGGUUUAGCCUCAGGGACUGUACUGGCCUUUCCACUAGAUCAGAGACAAGAUGUUGCAUGUAUUCCUCCACCUGAUAAAAGCACAGAAGUUGUCUGUCUAUCUCUUAGCAAGAGGGAAAACCAUCUGGCUGUGGCUUAUCAUCAUCUAAUAGUUCUAUAUGAUGUCAGCAAGGGAGACCCUAAUCCACUACUGGAUGGUCCCAUCCAUUCUAUCCAUCCAGGCAUCUCAAGUGCUGUGUGCAGAGUGGCCAUUCUGGAGGAUUGGAGGGUUCUUUAUGGAAUGGAAGGAGGAGAGCUGUGUCACUUCAGCUGUGUUAAAGAUAAAGGUCGGAGACUAGAGUCCCAUGGAAGCAAAAUAACCUGCCUAGAAACAAGCAAUAAUGAAGUAUAUGCACUAAGUGGGUGCAGGGACUCAGUUCAGCGACUUUGGAACCUGGAAACUGGCAAAUGGGAGUAUGAGAUGUGUUACAAGGGCUUCUUUUUCCAAGGCAUUGAAUGUGCUUGCUUCUCACAAGAUGAUAAAUACAUAUACACAGGAUCUCAGGAUCGAGCCAUCAAAGUCUGGGACGUUGCAACUGGUAACCUCCUCGCAGUACAGUACGUUUAUGCAACUGUGACUCGGAUUGUCUGUACCCAGGAUGGAUUCAUUGCCACAACAAGGCUUGGCUAUGUCAUUCAUGAACAGUUCAGGUGUCCUCAAACAAUUAGCCCUCAGUACGACCCAUUGAAGAACAUUAAAGCCACAUGCACUGUGAUAUCAAGGAAAAAAAAGAAAAACAAAGACAAAGCUGAUGAAAAAGCCGGAAAAUCAAGGUGGAGAUGCAGAGAUCAAACCACCAAAACAUCACAAAUAUGCCACAUUGUUUAGCAAGAGAGGAGAGGAACUGUGUUCUACUGUAGGUUUCCUGGGAAGACCACUCCAAAGUAACCCGUCAUCAAUCUGCACAUGUCUUUUGUGUCCCUGAAAUAGUUAAACCAGAGUUGGAUUUAGGUUUUAUAAAGCAUGAUGCUCAGUCUGUUUCCACUUUUAA